UUUAUUUCGUCAGUGUUCAUUUUUUCCUUAAGAUGAGAGUUGUUUUAAAACGUGAAGUUAUCAGCUGCCACGGAUAGAUGAUGCGUUCUUCAACCGUUGUAAAGUUUUGACACUUUUGAACGGAGAAGCGAGGGACCUUACUGCAGCGCGAGUUACCUGAUGAUGCGCGGGACACCGUGUUGGCUCUACUCUGUGUGAAAAGGACAAGGACAUAAAACUGAGGGAAUAACUGGACUUUCGGACACACUCGAAGUGGGAUAUAUUCGUCUAACCAGCACUGCAACGUCGGAGUUCGUACUUUGAACCGUGCCAUCAUGAGUAUUACGCUUUCCCUUUUGUUAAUGUAAUCAAAGUUGAUGCAUUGUUGGAAAGGACUGUGUCCUAGAAAGGUGGACUGGUAUUCCGACCAUGGCGUUUCCAGGUAGGGGUUUCAACCGAUGUUACUUGAUUUUGCUGAUGAUGUGGACUUUAUGGCAACAUUCUGCGUCAAGUCAAAUUCGUCAAGAGUUCCAGGUACUGGAGGAGCAGCCCAUCGGAACAUACGUGGGCACGAUAGAGACAAAACCUAGCUUCACGUACCGAUUUAGCGAAAACCACAAACUUUUUGCGAUUAACGGCACCACAGGUGUCAUUUAUACCACAUCGGUGAUUGACAGAGAGAGUUUGCAAAGUAACAUUAUUAAUGUCGUUGUUCUGUCAAGUCAGCCUACCUAUCCCACGGAAGUAAGGAUUGUCGUGCUGGAUAUCAAUGACAACUCACCCGUGUUCCCGGACGCUUCAAUCGUUGUGUCUUUCAAAGAAGACGCCAGCAGUGGUAGACAAGUUAUUCUGGAUACUGCUACAGAUUCAGACAUUGGGAGUAACGGAGUAGAUCACACAACGUACAGAAUUGUGAACGGCAACGAACAGGGAAAGUUUCGUUUGGAUAUUACAGUAAAUCCUAGUGGAGAGGGGGCAUUCUUGCACCUGGUUUCAACUGGAGGAUUAGACAGGGAACUGACCCCCUUCUACCAGCUUUUGAUUGAAGUUGAAGAUAAAGGAGACCCCAAACGAUUUGGCUAUUUGCAAGUGAAUGUGACCAUACAAGAUAUAAAUGAUAACCCACCAAUUUUUGAUGAGAACCAUUAUCAAACCAGCGUUUUUGAAGAUGCAGCAAUUGGAUCCAGUGUUUUACAAAUAACUGCAAAAGACCAGGAUGAGGGGGCAAAUGCAGACAUCAGGUACUUUUUGGAUGAGGGAACACCUUUCCAAAUUGAUCCUAAGGCUGGCACCGUAACUAUAAAAGAAACAUUGGAUUAUGAGAGCAAGAGAGAAUACUCUUUAACUAUUCAUGCUGUGGAUAAUGGUGUGCCUUCACUGUCAGGUAGGUCAGAAGCCACCAUCAAGCUUCUGGAUGUCAAUGAUAAUGACCCUGUGGUCAAGUUCAGAUAUUUCCCGACCAGUUCCAAAUUUGCCUCUGUGGAUGAAAAUGCUCAGAUUGGUACAGUAGUAGCCUUACUGACUGUCUCAGAUUCAGACUCACCUACUGCUAAUGGCAAUAUAUCCGUUUCAAUUUUAGGGGGGAAUGAACAGAGGCACUUUGAAGUGCACACUUCCCCUGUUCCAAAUUUGAGUUUAAUCAAAGUGGCCAGCGUUUUAGACAGAGAGCGCAUUUCCUCCUACAAUCUGACUGUCUCUGUGUCUGACAAUGGCAGGCCCACUGCCAGGUCCUCUUUUGCCAGCCUGGUUAUUUUUGUGAAUGAUAUCAAUGACCACCCGCCUAUAUUCCAGGAGACCCUGUACAGGGUUGACAUCAGUGAAGAUGUUCCAAAAGGCAGCUACAUUAAAGGGGUUUCUGCAACAGAUGGCGACUCUGGGCAGAACGCCAACCUGCGCUACUCCCUGGUGUCUGGAAACAGUUUAGGCUGGUUUGCCAUCAGUGAAAACAGUGGUCUGGUCACCAGCACUGCUCUGCUGGACAGGGAAAUUGCAUCUGAAAUUGUGCUGAAUAUCAGCGCCAAAGACCAGGGAGUGCAGCCCAGAAUCUCCUACACUAAACUAAUUGUGAACAUAAAAGAUGUGAAUGACCAAAUUCCCACUUUCACGCAGAGCACUUAUCACGUCUCCCUGGUGGAGCACUCCCCAGCAGGUAGUGAGCUCGUGGUGCUGUCGGCCACGGACGACGAUCUCGGAGCCAACGGAACAAUACGGUUCUCAUUUGACCCCGAGACUCCGCCCAGUGUGCAAGACCUUUUUCGUCUGGAUUCAAUUUCUGGCCGGCUGAGCACAGCCGCAGAGCUGGACCGGGAGGACCAAGGGUCAUACCUGCUCUAUGUCCAGGCAAAAGACAUGGGCAUACCUCCUCUCCACUCAGUCGGCAAAGUGAACAUAACGCUGAAAGACAUCAACGACAACAGACCCGUUUUCUACCCGGUGCAGUACUUCGCCAACAUCAAGGAAAACGAACCGCCGAGCUCGUACAUCACCACAGUGUCGGCCACGGACGCUGAUUUAGGAAGGAACGGGACAGUGAGGUACUCCAUCACAGCAGGGGACACCUUUAAGUUUCGCAUUCACAGUAACACAGGCAAAAUCACAACCCUGGUUUCGCUGGACAGAGAGGAGAAGACAGCCUACCAGCUUCAGGUGACAGCCACAGAUGGUGGGAACCUUCAUUCCCACGCCCAGGCUAUUGUCACCAUCACUGUAAUAGACACACAGGACAACCCCCCUACCUUCACCCAGAGUGUUUACAGUUUUGUCAUCUUUGAAAACAUUGGACUAAAUUCUGUCAUUGGAACUGUGUCCGCAUCCACACUCGAUCUGAACACUAAUAUCACCUACUUAAUUACCUCUGGUGACCAAAGAGGCCUGUUUGCAAUUAACAGCGCCACGGGACAGAUCACUGCCUCCAGUCUGAUUGACAGAGAGGAGCAGGCGUUUUACCAGCUCAAAGUAAUAGCAAGAGGUGGGGAGGUAACAGGCCAGGCUCUUGUUAAUAUCACUGUUAAGGAUUUAAAUGAUAACGCACCACGUUUUCCCCAUGCUGUAGAGCAUGUUAGUGCAGUUGAGAACUGGGGCGCGGGUCACCACAUAUUCCAGGCUAAGGCCAUGGACCCUGAUGAAGGCAGCAAUGGCAUGGUGGUGUACAGUCUCAAACAGAACCCCAAAGGCCUGUUCCACAUACAUGAGAAACACGGGCAGAUCACUCUAACUGGGCCCCUGGAGGUAACGACCAGCUCGUAUCAGGUGGAGGUCCUGGCGUCUGACAUGGGAGUUCCACAGCGUGCUUCCAGUCUGAUUUUAACAGUCAGCGUUUAUGAUGUCAACGACAACUCGCCCAUAUUUGAUCAGCUGUCCUACGAGGUCACCAUUUUAGAAUCAGAAGCUGUGAACACUAGGUUUUUCCAAGUGGAGGCCACUGACCAGGACUCUGGCCUGAAUGGGGAGAUCAUGUAUGACAUAAUUGGUGGGAACACUGGGGACGUUUUUGGUAUCUUUCCAGAUGGGCAGCUAUACAUAAAAGCUGAAUUGGACAGAGAGGUGCAGGAGAGGUAUCAUCUGCUGCUGGUGGCCACAGACAGGGCUGUGGAGCCGCUUAGCGCAACAGUCAAUGUCACUGUGAUUCUGGAGGACGUGAAUGACAAUCGGCCUCUCUUCAACAGCACAAACUAUGUGUUUUACUUUGAGGAGGAGCAGAAGAGGGGCUCGCUGGUGGGGCAGGUCUUCGCCGAAGACAAAGAUUUCGGGCCGAACAGUGAAGUGAGGUACAGGUUUGAGACGCCGCAGUCAAACUUUGAGCUUAACGCCAUAACAGGGGAGCUGACCAGCACGCUGCAGCUGGACCGUGAGCUGCUCAUGAGACAGCGGGGGGCCGCGGUGUUCACUUUCACCGUCAUAUCCUCUGAUCAGGGACUCCCCAAGCCACUUAAAGACCAGGCCAAAGUGCAGGUUUACAUCCGGGACAUCAACGACAACCCGCCCAAGUUCACCAAAGACAUUUACCAGGCCUCCAUCUCGGAGUCGGCACAAAACCUGACACAGCUGCUGCGGGUCUCCGCCUCAGAUGUGGACGAGAACAAAAACGGGCUGGUGCGUUACUACAUCAAGGAAGGGAAUGAGGAGAACCAGUUCAGCAUUGACAGCAGCUCAGGCCAGGUCACUCUAGUGGGCAGGCUUGACUAUGAAGCAACGGCCUCAUACUCCCUAAAAAUCAUUGCCGUUGACUCCGGAGCAGUGCCCCUCUCCUCAUCUUGCAUGCUCAGCAUCAGUGUCCUGGAUGAGAAUGACAACUCCCCCUCCUUCCCCAAGGCUGCCCUGACAGUCGACGUCCUGGAGAACAUGAGGAUCGGAGAGCUGGUGGCGUCCGUGACAGCCACGGACUCAGACUCCGGGGACAAUGCCGAAAUAACGUACAGCAUCACGGCCAGCAACAACCACGGGACCUUCAGCAUCAGCCCCAACACAGGGAGCAUCUUCCUGGUGAAAAAGCUGGAUUACGAAACUCACUCCCUCUAUAAGCUCAACAUCACAGCCAAGGACAAUGGGAGGCCGCCCAGGUCCUCAACAGUUCCUGUGAUCAUUCACGUCAGGGAUUUCAAUGACAACCCCCCCAGUUUUGCCCCCGGUGACAUCUUCAAGUCCAUUCCUGAAAACCUGCCCCUUGCUACCUCGAUAAUGACCAUAACGGCCCAUGACACGGACGCAGACAUCAAUGGACAACUGGAAUAUUCCAUCAUUCAGCAGACGCCAAGAGGAAACCACUUCACCAUCGACUCCAUCACUGGGGUUAUUUACACAAACCGGGAAAUCGACAGGGAGUUCUCCAAUCUCUUUGAACUGACAGUGAAAGCGACAGACCAGGCAGUCCCUGUGGAGUUCAGACGCUUUGCCCUGAAGAAUGUCACAGUGUGGGUAACCGAUCAGAACGACAAUGUCCCCACAUUCGUCUCCCAAAACGCCCUUGUCGCAGACUCCACUAUCGUCAUCGGCUCCAUCCUCACCACCGUGGUGGCGUUAGAUCCGGACGAGGGCGCGAACGGCGAGGUGGAGUAUGAGCUGGUGAAAGGGGACUCUGACACGUUCAUCAUGGACCGCUACAGCGGGGACAUCCGCGUGGCCUCCCCGCUGGAGCCUUCGCGUCUCGUCUACAGCCUCACCGUGUCGGCCACCGACCGAGGGUCCGACAGGAAGGCCUCCAAGACAGAGCUGACCGUCAUCCUGCAGGGCACGGAUGGGCCCGUUUUCUCCCAGCCCAAAUACAUCACCAUCCUGAAAGAGGGGCAGCCGCCCGGCACCAACGUCAUCUCUCUGGGCGCCUCCAGUCCCAGAGCAGGGACCAAGGUGGAAUAUUACAUUGUGUCCGUGCAAUGUGGCGACAAGGCCAUGGGCCGGCUCUUCACCAUCGGAAGACACACUGGAGUGAUCCAGACUGCCACAGAGCUGGACCGGGAGCAGGGCUCCGACCUGUACCUGGUGGGUGUGUAUGCCAUAGAGACCGACACCAGCCAGCCCAGGACUCAGAAAGCCGAGGUGGAAAUAAAACUGCAGGAUGUCAACGACAACCCACCUGUUUUUCCAACCGAUAUGCUUGACGUCACCAUUGAGGAGAACAUCGGCGACGGGUUCAAGAUAAUGCAGCUAACGGCUACAGAUGCCGACGAGGGACCAAAUGCUUUGGUGACCUACACAAUAAUCAGUGGAGCAGAUGACAGCUUUCGAAUCGACCCUGAAUCAGGGGACCUCAUAGCUACCAAGCGGUUGGACCGGGAGCGACGAUCAAAGUAUUCACUGCUGGUUCGAGCGGACGAUGGCAAGCAGUCCUCUGACAUGAGAGUGAACAUCACAGUCAGCGAUGUCAAUGACCACACUCCCAAAUUCUCCCGGGACGUGUACUCCUUUGACAUUCCAGAGGACAUGACACCAGGCGCCAUCGUGGCAGCCAUCCUGGCCAGCGACGCGGAUGCGGGCGUCAACGGCGAGAUCACGUACUCCUUGGAAGAGGACGAUGAGGACGGGGUCUUCCUCCUGAACCCGGUGACGGGCGUGUUCAACGUGACCCGCCCCCUGGACUACGAGACCCAGCAGUUCUACAUCCUGUCUGUUCGGGCUGAGGACGGGGGUGGCCAGGCCAGCUCCGUGAGGGUCUACUUCAACAUCCUGGACGUCAACGACAACCCGCCCAUCUUCAACACCACCCUCUUCAGCGCCACAGUGAUGGAGAACCUUCCUCCCGGCUCCAGCAUCCUCACCCUCAGCACCAGCGAUGCUGACGACGGCCCAAACGCUGAGGUGUCCUUCAGCAUCGCCUCAGGAGACCCCCUGGGGCAGUUUGUCAUCGACAACCAAGGCGUCCUGAAAACCAAGCUGUCUCUGGACAGGGAGAGCCAGUCCUUCUACAACCUCGUGAUCAGGGUUCACGACCUGGCGCUGCCCCCCAUGGCGAGGUUCACCAGCACCGCCCAGGUGUCCAUCAUCCUGCUGGACGUCAACGACUGCGCCCCCAGCUUCACCUCGCAGAAGAUGACCUACAUCCAGGAGAACACGCCGGUGGAGACGGUGGUGUUCACCGCGCAGGCCACCGACUCCGACAGCGGGCCCAACAGCUACGUGGAGUACUCCCUGCGCGGGCCCUUCGGGAAUAAGUUCAGCAUUGGGACGGUGGACGGAAACGUCAGGCUGAUCGGUGAGCUGGACAGGGAGGAGCUGUCCAACUACACGCUGACCAUCGUGGCCACGGACAAGGGCGAGCCGCCGCUUUCCUCCACGAUGGACGUCACCGUCGUCGUCCUGGACGUCAACGACAACACCCCGAGCUUCUCGCAGAACAUCUAUGACAUCGAGAUUGAGGAGAACACACUGACGGGCACGGAUGUGCUCCAGGUGUUUGCCAGCGAUGCCGACGAGGGCACCAACGGGCAGAUCCGGUUCUCCAUCGGCAGCGGCAACACCAACUCGGACUUCAGGAUCGACUUGGUCACUGGGAUGAUCUCGGUGGCCAGGCAGCUGGAUCGGGAGGCGAGGCCCACCUACUCGCUGGUGGUCCAAGCGGCGGAUCGAGGGAGCAGUCCCAGGAGAGACAGAGCCACGGUCAACAUCGUGCUCCUGGACGUGAACGACUGCACCCCAGCGUUUGAGCUUUCUCCCUAUACUGUCAGCGUUCAGGAAAACCUGAAAAAUCUUCCAAAGACUAUUCUGCAGGUGGUGGCCAGAGACGAUGACCAGGGGACCAAUGGCCAGCUGACCUAUGCCCUGAGUGGUGGGAACGAGGACGGGGCCUUCAGCCUCUCGUCCAGUGGUCAGCUGAGCCUCAUUCAGAGCCUGGACCGUGAGGCACAGGACACGUACACCCUAAUCAUCACUGCUACCGACUCAGGUUCCCCAUCCCUGAGCGGAACGGGCACAGUCACCAUCCAAGUCGAGGACGUCAACGACAACGUCCCGCUCUUCGCCUCCGCCGUCUUCCACGCCACCAUCCCCGAGGAUGCACCCACCGGCACCGACGUCCUGUUGGUCAACUCCUCAGAUACAGACGCGGGUCCCAACAGCGUCAUCAGCUACAGCCUGGCAGGGGGCGACGGGCAGUUCUCCAUCAACCCAGCCACAGGCCAGAUUAUCACCAGCGCCCUGCUGGACCGGGAGACCAGGAGCAGCUACCAGCUGGUGGUGGUGGCCUCGGAUGGCGGGCAGCCCCUCAGCAUGUCCAGCUCUGCCACUGUCUCUGUGGCGGUGACCGACAUCAAUGACAACCCGCCCCGCUUCCACCACCACCCCUACGUCACCCACGUCCCAGCCUCCACCUCUGCUGGUUCCCUGGUGUUUGCGGUCACAGUUACAGACGAAGACACUGGGCCAAAUGCCCAGCUCCACUAUUCCCUAACGGGCAAAAACUCUGAGAAGUUCAAGAUUGAUCCAGUUAGAGGCUCCAUCACAGCCAGCGAGAAGCUGAUGGGCAGUUCAGAGGUGACUUUCAGCGUCCGUGUGAAAGAUGGUGGGACUAACCCCAAAACCGACACAACGACCGUGACCGUCAGAUUCGUAACAGGCGGAGACUUCCCUGUCAUCAAGAUGGGACAGACCACUUUCACAUUCCCUGAAAACCAAGCCGUUAACACACUUGUUGCCACAGUUGCUGGAUCUUCCACCAGGGGUGGACCCUUGUCGUACUACAUUGCCAGUGGAAACUUGGACAGUGCAUUUCAUGUGGACCAGCAGACUGGAGACCUGUCCAUCAAGAAGCCUCUAGAUUUUGAGAACAUACAGAAGUAUGUGCUUUGGAUUGAGGCCAGAGAUCAAGGCUUCCCCCCUUAUUCGUCUUAUGAGAAAGUGGAAAUAACCAUCUUGGAUGUCAACGACAACUAUCCCGUUUUCGAACGGGAGCCAUUCCGGGCUGAGCUGUUGGAAAACCUGUCCCCACAGAAGGUCCUGAUGGUGUCGGCCGUCGACAGGGACAGCGGGCCCAACGGACAGCUCGAGUACGCCAUCAUCGAGGGAAACAAGGAGAACAGCUUCAGCAUCAACCGGGCAACGGGCGAAAUCCGCACCUCCAGACCCCUGGACAGGGAAAAGGUGGCUCAGUAUGUGCUCAAGGUCAAAGCCACCGACCGUGGCACCCCGCCGAAAAGCACCACUGUGAAAGUUCUUAUUAGCGUGUUGGACGUCAAUGACAAUGCCCCCAGGUUCUCCAAGAUCUUCAGUGCCACAGUGCCGGAGAACGCCCCCGUGGGCUACACUGUCACACGCGUCACCACCUCAGACGAGGACGCCGGCGCCAACGCGGUCAGCCGUUACUCCAUCUCUGACACCAGCCUCCCCUUCACGAUCAACACGAACACGGGUGACAUCACCAUCAGCAGGCCCCUCAACAGAGAGGAUUCAGACCGCUACAUCGUCAAAGUCUCUGCCCGUGACUCUGGCUGGACCGUGAGCACCGACGUGACGAUAUUUGUGACAGACAUCAAUGAUAACGCCCCCCGUUUCAGUCGUCCGUCCUACUACCUGGACUACCCCGAGCUGACCGAGGUGGGGUCGGUCGUCACCCGCGUGUCCGCCACAGACCCUGACGAGGGCUUCAACGGGCAAAUAUUCUACUUCAUUAAAUCCCAGUCUGAGUUCUUCAGAAUCAACUCAAGCUCUGGAGAAAUCUUCAUCAAGCAGCAGCUUAAGUACCAGAACUCCACCGGUGCGAGUGCCGUCAACAUCAAUCGCCACAGCUUCAUUGUCACUGCAUCCGAUAGGGGGACCAAGCCCCUAAUGAGUGAGACCACAGUCAUCGUCAAUAUAGUGGACAGCAAUGACAAUCCACCUCAGUUUGAAUCUGCCAGCUAUUUCACACCUGUUACUAAGAGCGUCAAGGUGGGAACCAAGCUCAUAAGAGUGGUAGCCAGUGAUAAGAAAGACUUUGGAAUGAACUCAGAGGUGGAGUACUUUAUAUCAGGGGGUAACAGCUCCAGCAGGUUCCGGCUGGACAAAUCCAAUGGGUGGCUCACUGUGGCUUCCUCAUUGACCUCAGAUAUGAAUAAGGUUUUUCUUAUUGAAGUCACCGCCAAAGACAAAGGGAAUCCCCCUCUGUCAUCUAAAUCCAUGGUGCGUGUGGCAGUGACCGAGGAGAACCAUCACACCCCGGAGUUCUCCCAGGCCCACGUCACGGCCACCGUACCAGAGAGCCUUAACGUCGGCACAGCCAUCAGGACGCUCUCGGCCAGGGACAAGGACAAGGAAAUGAAUGGGCUCAUCACCUACAACAUCACCGUUGGCAACGAGGCAGGCCUUUUCGCAGUGAACAGCAGGACCGGUGCCUUGACCUUAGUACGCCCUUUGGAUUACGAAGAAAAACAGACCCAUGAGCUCAGAGUAACGGCUACCGAUGGGGGAUGGAUCGCAAAGACUGGCUACGCCACGGUCACGAUACAUGUGACGGACGUAAACGACAACCCACCAAUUUUUAGCCCAGAAGAGUAUUUCCCAACCGUGCAGGAGAACGUCCCCAGUGGCACCAACGUGGUCAGAAUGAACGCGACUGACAAGGAUUCUGGGACGAAUGCUGUGAUAGCCUAUGUGAUUCAGUCCUCCGACAGCGACUUGUUUGUCAUUGACCCGAACACGGGGAUCAUUACCACGCAGGGCUUCUUGGACUACGAAGCCAAACAGGCGUAUCACCUAACAGUCAAGGCCUUCAAUAUCCCUGAUGAGGAGCGCUGCAGCUUCGCUAACGUCAACAUCCAGCUGAAGGGCGCUAAUGAGUAUGUCCCCCGCUUUGUCUCCAAGCAGUACUAUUUCGAGGUCUCUGAAGCUGCCCCUAGAGGGACUGUGGUGGGGGAAGUGUUCGCCAGCGACCGUGACCUCGGAAUGGACGGAGAGGUCCACUAUUUGAUUUUCGGGAGGAGCAGAAAGAAAGGCUUCGGCAUCCAUAAAAAGACAGGUCAGAUAUAUGUGGCAGGCCCUCUUGACCGUGAGAAAGAGGAAAAGAUCUCCCUCAAGGUCCUGGCCAAGAACGCUGGGAGUAUAAGAGGAGCAGACAUCGAUGAGGUUUUCGUGAAUAUAACUAUCCUGGAUGCCAAUGAUCCGCCUGUCUUCACUGUGGAGCUGUACGACGUGCAGAUCAGCGAGGGCCUUUCCCCAGGUAGUCUGGUUACUUUCGUCAGUGCCGCGGACUCCGACUCCGUCCCCAGCUGGAGCAGGUUCUCUUAUUCCAUGGCUGCGGAUAAUGAGAAAAACGCCUUCACAAUUAAUCCUCAGACGGGUCAGGUUUCAGUAGCGGCCGAGCUCGACAGGGAGUCCACACCUGUUUACAAUCUGACCUUGCUGGCAGUAGAUUCCGGCUCGCCCCCUGCUACUGGAAGCGCCACCCUGAUAGUGACCCUGGAGGACAUCAAUGACAACGGCCCCACCCUGCUGACCACCAGCGGGGAGGUUAUGGAAAACCAGCGUGCGGGGACGGCCGUCAUGACCCUGAGCUCCACCGACUCAGACCUUCCUCCCAACCAGGGCCCAUUCACGUACAGCCUGCAGGGCACUGCCUCCAGCUACUUUAGCCUCAGCCAGGCGGGAGAGCUGACUACAAGCCGUGAGAUUGACCGGGAGCAGAUCAGCGACUUCUAUCUCCCCGUGGUGAUCAGGGACUCUGGCGUCCCUCAGAUGUCCUCCACAGGAACCGUCCACAUCAAGGUCAACGACCAGAACGACAACCCAUCCGAGCCCCGCACGGUGGAGAUCUUUGUCCACUAUUUUGGGAACCUGUUCCCCGGCGGGUCCUUGGGCAGCGUGAAGCCCCAGGACCCCGACGUGCAGGACGCUUUCCGCUGCUCCCUGGCCUCAUCCGUGCCCAGCCUCUUCAGCAUCGCCACCGGCACCUGCGACCUCAGCGCCCACGCCCGCUCCACCGACGGCACAUUCGACUUCAAGGUGCGCAGCAGCGAUGGGGUCCACGGGACGGUGGACAACAGCGUGCGCAUCUUCUUCCUGGGGUUCACCAACGCCACUGUGGAAAACAGCAUCCUGAUCCGCCUCAAGGUGCAGGGGGUGAGGGAUUUCCUCACCAACCACUACCUGAGCUUCCUGCGUGUGGCUAACUCGCAGCUGGCCGGGCUAGGCACCGGCGUCCAGCUCUACGGAGCAUUCGAGCUUGACAACCAGACCUUCCUGAUGGCCGCCGUGAGGCGGAGCUAUGGCCAGUACGUCAACCCCAGCGGCGUGGCCACCUUCUUCGAGAGCAUCAAAGAUGUCGUCCACCGGCAGAGCGGCGUUUGGAUGGACGCGGUGGACCACGACCCCUGCACCCGCAACCCCUGCCUGAACGGGGGCAGGUGCAAGCGGCGGCUUGGCGUGGGGCCCGACAUAAGAACGGAGGAGAGCGUGCCAGUCAUCCUGGUCUCCAACCAGCCCCUGCCGCCCUACGCUUGCAGCUGCAUGCCGGGGUACGCCGGGGGCCUGUGUGAGACCGACAUCGAUGAGUGCCUGCCCUCCCCCUGCCACAACGGCGGGACCUGCCACAACCUGGUGGGCGGGUUUUCCUGUGCCUGCCCCGAGGGCUUCACCGGGAUGGCAUGCGAGCGAGACGUCAACGAGUGCCUGUCUAACCCCUGCAAGAACGGGGCGCUCUGCCAGAACUACCCCGGGGGCUUCAACUGCCUCUGCAAGUCGGGAUUCACAGGCAAAACGUGUGAGUCCGCCAUCAAUUACUGUGAGUGUAAUCCGUGUUUUAAUGGCGGGUCCUGUCAGAAUGGCGUGGAUGGAUAUUACUGUCAUUGUCCAUUUGGUGUCUUUGGGAAACACUGUGAACUGAACAGUUACGGCUUUGAAGAACUGUCCUACAUGGAGUUCCCGAGUCUAGAUCCAAACAACAACUACAUCUAUAUAAAGUUUGCUACCAUCAAGAGCAACGCUCUCCUCAUGUAUAACCAUGACAACCAGACGGGAGACAAAGCAGAGUUCCUGGCUCUGGAGAUCUUCGAGGGACGAAUGCGCUUCUCCUUUAACUUGGGCAGCGGGACCUAUAAACUAAUGACCAUGAAAAAAGUUUCAGAUGGCCAGUUCCAUACAGUCAUCGCAAGGAGGGCUGGGAUGGCUGCGUCUCUGACUGUGGAUGUGUGCGGUGAAGACCAGGACCCUGGCUACUGCGCUGUCAGCAACGUGGCCGUCCACGCAGACUGGAUCCUGGACGUCCAGCCCAACCGGCUCUCGGUGGGAGGCGUCGCCUCCAUUGAGCCCAUCCUUCACCGGCGGGGGCAGGUCGCCACCCACGACUUUGUGGGCUGCAUCAUGGAGCUGGCCAUCAACGGACGGCCCCUGGAGCCUGGGCAGGCCCUGGCGUCCCGCGGCAUCCUUGACAGAUGCCCCAGACUGGAAGGCGCCUGCACUGCCGAUCCGUGCAGGCACGGGGGCACCUGUGUGGACCAUUGGUCGUGGCAGCAGUGCAGAUGCAUGGAAGGCUUCACCGGGAAGUAUUGUGAGAAAUACAUAACGGCCGACACCGCGUUGUCCCUGGACGGUACCGGACGCCUGGACUACUCCAUGAACCAGAACCAGAAGCGCGACCUCUUACUGGGCCAGAGCCUGGGAGGUCCGGGCCGUGCCGGGCCGGGCCAGAACAGCCUGGAGGUGAAGUUCCGCACCCUGAGCAAGAGCGGGACCCUCCUCCACGUCCAGGAGAGCAGCAACUACACCACGGUGAAGCUGAAGAACGGUAACAUUCACUACAUCUCGGACGCCGGCGUCGGGGGGAAGGUGGAGCGGAUCCUGCCCGACGUGGCCCUCUCCGACGGCCACUGGCACUCGCUCCUGCUGCAGAAGAACGGCACGGCCACCUCCCUCCGCGUUGACGGGGCCCACCUGAAGGAGAUCCUGCACCACACCCAGGACUUCGGAGGAGUCAACGUCCUCACCCUCUCGCUGGGGGGGAUCCCCUCUGGGCCCACCCAGCAGAAAUCUGCCUCAGGCUUUGAUGGCUGCUUCGCCUACGUGAAGUACAACGGAGACACCCUGCCCUUCAGCGGGGAGCACGACGCCGUCACCAUCUCCAAGACCCACUCGUCCGUCAAGGUCGGCUGCCGGGGGCCCAACGUUUGCGCCAGCAACCCCUGCUGGGACGGGCUGAUGUGCGUCAACCAGUGGCACAACUACCAGUGUGUGCCGCCGGGUGACUGCGUCUCCGGCCCCUGCCAGAACGGGGGCAGCUGCGAGCCCGGCCCCCAGUCGGGGUUCACCUGCGCCUGCCCGGAGUUCUACACUGGCAGGACGUGUGAGAGCGUGGUGGCCUGCGUGGGGGUGCAGUGCCCCUCGGGCACCCUCUGCAAGAUGGCGAGCAACGGGGGCUUCGUCUGCAGCCCCAGCCCCAUAGCAGAGGAGAUGACCCUGCCCAUCUGGGCCGUGCCGGCCAUCGUGGGCAGCUGCGCCACCGCCCUGGCCCUGGUGGUGCUGAGCCUGAUUCUCUGCAACCACUGCAGGGGCCGGCGGAGCAAAGUGCCAAAGGAAGAGAAGAAGCCCAAGGAGAAGAAGAAGAAGAAGGGCAGCGAGAACGUGGCCUUCGACGACCCGGACAACAUCCCGCCGUACGGGGACGACAUGACAGUGAGGAAGCAGCCCGAGGGGAACCCCAAGCCGGACAUCAUCGAGAGGGAGAACCCCUACCUGAUCUACGACGAGACGGACAUCCCGCACGGCAACGAGACCGUCCCCAGUGCACCCUGCGCCCCCUGCGUGGGCCCCGAGGCCGACAUCGAGCACUACGACAUCGACAACGCCAGCAGCAUCGCCCCCUCCGACGCCGACAUCAUCCAGCACUACAAGCAGUUCCGCAGCCACACCCCCAAGUUCUCCAUCCAGAGGCACAGCCCGCUGGGCUUUGCCCGCCAGUCCCCCCUCCCGCUGGGCGCUAGCAGUUACACCUACCAGCCCGCCUACAGCCAAGGACUGAGAGCCACACCCCUCAGCCACUCCACCUGCCCCACCCCCAACCCUCUGUCUCGCCACAGCCCCGCCCCCUUCGCCAAACCUUCCACCUUCUACCGCAACAGCCCCGCCCGGGAGCUGAACCUGGCCCGCAGGGAGGGCAGCCCGCUGGACCUGCACGGAGAGGCCUGCCAACCUGGCGUCUUCAACUACGCCACCCGCCUGGGGCGGCGGAGCAAGAGCCCGCAGACCAUGGCGGGCCACGGCUCCAGGCCCGGCAGCCGCCUCAAGCAGCCCAUCGAGCAGAUCCCCCUGGAGACGGGGCCGCCGGUGGGGCUCUCCAUCGAGGAGGUGGAGCGGCUCAACACGCCCCGCCCCAGGAACCCCAGCAUCUGCAGCGCCGACCACGGCCGCUCCUCCUCCGAGGAGGACUGCCGGAGGCCGCUCUCCCGGGUGCGCAACCCCGCCGACGGCAUCCCCGCCCCGGAGUCCUCCUCCGAGAGCGACUCUCACGACUCCUUUACCUGCUCCGAGAUGGAGUAUGACCGCGACAAGCCCGUGGCCUACAGCUCCCGGGUGCCCAAGCUGUCGCAGGUCAACGAGUCGGACGCCGACGACGAGGAGUACGGCGGCCGGCUUAAGCAGCGGCGCUACUCCAGCCGGCGGGCGGAGGGGGGGCCCGGCGCCUCCCAGGCCCCCCUGACUGACCAUUACACCCUCCCUCACAAACUGGGCCAGCAGGCCGGGAGCUUCAACUGGGACAACCUGCUUAACUGGGGCCCGGGCUUCGGCCACUACGUCGACGUCUUCAAGGACCUGGCCCUGCUUCCCGAAAACGCAGCUGCGAAAGACAUUGAAAUGAACAGUGGGGAUGGAUCUGUGACCAUUCUGAACGAGGGGGAGGCGGAGCAAUAUGUAUGAGACUUAAUUUAUGUCGACUGAUUGUUUCAUGCUGUUUUAUUAAAAUGGACAGGAUAUAAAUAAUGAACAGAGGACAUUGAAUAAGCAGUAUUUUCAUUCCUAUGUUGUUCAAAUAGGACGAUCUUAAAUGCGGUAAGGCAGAAAUGACAUCUGAAAGUGUUAUGUAUUCAGUUUUUUUUUGAAGGGUUUUGCCAGUCAGCCAGGCACAAUCAUUUGUCAUAAAUCAUAUCACCUUGAUUUUACAUACUGUAUCCAUCAAUACCAAAUAAUUCAUUCAAAUGCACAGAAGUGGCCGUAUGUCAGGCUGGAUAAUUAAAAUGUCUGUGUAAGCUUAAUUAAAUUUAGCUUUCACUUCAUUAAUUAUGAAUACUGCUUUUGCCUUGCAAUACUUCCGUAUCAAAUUACACAGAUCAUAUCUCAAGAUAAAACAGUAAGACUUGCUGCUCAACCCCUUCUAUGUUCUCAUUAAAAAAAAGCAUGUGUGUUUGAUGUGCUGAACCUGAAGGAUUGUUGUAUGAGCACACUAGUUGGCCCGCACUUUAAAUUUGUCCUGCCAGUGUUAUGAAAAGCAAGCCGACACACCUUUCCAUAUCUUCACAUUCACACUCAGAAGAUUGGCGAAGAGUUACGAAGAACUGAGAUUAACGAACUGAGC
Molecule: messenger RNA, 15943 nt
Organism: Megalops cyprinoides (Indo-Pacific tarpon)
Lineage: Eukaryota; Metazoa; Chordata; Actinopteri; Elopiformes; Megalopidae
Product: protocadherin Fat 4
Exons: 17
Coding region: 409-15288 (4959 amino acids)
Biological process (GO): homophilic cell-cell adhesion
Cellular component (GO): catenin complex; plasma membrane
Molecular function (GO): calcium ion binding; cadherin binding
Source: RefSeq, a predicted model, not a curated record